GGAGAAAUGGUAGGGGUUCGUCAGAGUAAAUAUAAUCGCGUUGCUCGUCUUCGUAAAUACGUACUGUGAUUUGUUUGAGGAAGUAUCAGGAUGAAAAUUUCCUUCGAUCGGUAGCUGUUUUAUUUGGCAGUUAAACGAGGUAUAAUGUUUAACAUUAAUUUAUUCUAUACAAUAUUGUAUAUAUUUUCAAAGUUCUUCUCGUCCGAGGAUUAGCAAACUCGUGCGUAUAUAUGUUCCUUACGAUCAGCUGACUUCCGGAAGUAAUAUGUGUAUAUAAGGAGGAGCUCACAGACAAUACAAUAUGAAUUCCAAAGAGGAUGGAAAGAUGCAGGGAAAGUCUGAAACAAGAUUAGAUGGUGGCUUACAAAAGAAUGAUAACCAAACAACUGAACAAGGAAAUAAGUUAUCCAAAGCAACUAAAAUACAAAAUAAAAUGUCUGACGAGCAGUUGAAAUUGAAUAAUAAUGUUAGUGAGAGUGACGCAAAAAGUGUAUUACCUUCCAAAUCUUCUAUGAUGGUUUCUAAUGGAGCACGAUCGAUGGAAGCUACUACAUCGGAUUGCAGUCAUUCGUUGGAACAAGUUACUAUUUCUGACACACCAAAUGCAAGUUCAUCUUCCACUUUUGUAAAUACUACAAGUGUCAUAUCACAUAAUGCAAAUACUAAUUCUGCAAGUCAAUUGAAGCAUAAGACUGUUGUAAAUGCAAAUACUCUUAACUUGCCUAAGCCUCAAAUGCACUUAAAUUUAUCUUCUGGUCAGUUGAAUUGCCACCUGACUAAUACGGUUACACCAGUUUCUUAUAGUUCUAUCAAUGCAUCUAAUACUAAUGCAUAUUCGAAUACGUCUAUAUCAAAUUCGUCCACUGUUUCUCAGCAUUUAUCUGGUAAUAGAUUAAACGAUGAUACGGAUAUGAAAAAUAAUGUUGAUUACGCUUCGGAAAUAGAAAAAUGUCCUUCUAAAGUUUCCUGCAGUUCAGAUUCCAGUCCAGAAGGUGAUCAGAUGUAUACUUUAAAAAAUACCUUACCAAAAUCUAAUAAAUCUGCUAGUAUAUUAAAUAAUAUUGGAGGGAGUAUAGGUUCGACUAGUCAAGGUACUUGUUUUCUAAGACCUAAUAUCAAUGGAAAUAGAGAAGUUGCUGGACCAAGUGGUUUACAAAGAUAUUUUCAAAAAGAUAUAAUUGACAGAAGAGAUUCUAGUUCCGGAAAUGAAGGAGAUAUGUCUGAUGGAGAAGAUUAUUGUAUUUAUACAUAUAAAGGGAAUGACAAUAUAGUUAAUCUAGAUCAGAAAGAGGAAGUCAAUCGAGUCCAAGUUGCAGAACAUGAAGUAGGACAAUGUCACAGUGGUAGAUCUAGUCCAGAGAUGGACUUUUUAGAAAUGGACUUUGAUCCUGGACCUUCUUGCGAGCAGGAUACAGGGGACAGCGAUUUGGCUUCUAUAAAUGAAGACAUACAAAAUAUAACAUUAGAUAACGCAGAGGCAGAUCCUGUUUUAAAUGAUUUGAGUAGUGGUAAAGUUGUAUCUAGGCAAGGAAUAGCAACUGUGCCUCAACAUAAUCCUCAAACUGGACAAAAUGUUAGCCAUAUAGUUACUCAACAAUGUUCCAAUAAUCGUCCAAUCAGCGAGCAAAGCUCCAAACAAACUUAUUCAUCUCCUUGGAUGCCGAGUACUAGUAGUGGAUCUGGGUGCCAUUCUAAUCUUCAUGGAAAAACAGAAUCAAUUGGAUUUCAUAGAAACUUAGGAUGUCCUUUGCGCGAAUCUUAUGGAUAUCAUAAUACGAGUGGUGACUUAAUAUCGCCUGGAGAUAAUCGAGAUUCGGACUCUGAAUUAUGGACAGAAACCUCUACUGUAUCCACGCCAGGAAAUUCGAAUUUAAAUUCAAGAAAGGUGAAUCUCAGUUCUACACUUUAUCAUCGAAUGAUGGCCAAAAAAUUAAUGCUUAAUAAACAAACUCCUUUUAAUCAGAGUGGCGAUUCAAACUUGGAAAAUGAAUUAUCUAAUGAGCAAAUUGAUGGACUUCCACCAGUUAAAAAAGUCAUGUUGUGGAAUGAGCAAGAAGCUACAACUAAUCAAGUCACUCAAAUUGCAACUUCUGCAUGUGGUGCUACUUCUGCCAUCAAUGCUUUGUUGGCUUUGAAAGUUUCUUUCUCUGCAGAGGUAUUGGUAAAAGCUGUAGGUACUAGAUUAAGAGAUCCUGGUUCCCCACUUCCACAAUAUCUAAUGAGUAGAUCGUUGGCUGGUUCAACUCAUAAAGACAUAGCAAGAGGAAUAUCUCUAUCAACAAGUGGAGCAGUCAUCACAAAAUUCUUUUCCUUUUAUCCUGAAAGAAAGGUUUCACUUUCUCAUUGGCUGCAUUACUGGAUUUCUAAAGGAGCUGCUCCUAUAGCUACAUUAAAUUUACAACAUUGUGGCGAAGGUACUGAUAUUCCGGAUGCAUGGCAUCAUCAAAUGAUAUUUGGCGUAGGACAAGCGGGAAUAUAUUUAACAAACCCUCUACAAUGUUUACCUGAACAACUUGUUUGGCAUCAGCUUGUUAGUCCUAGUGUUUUAUUAGUAAGGCGGGCUGAUGUUUUAGCACGUUGGAAUGCAAAUACUGAUUUAACACUUCUUGCUAAGAUGGACCAGAAAUGGAGGAAGCUUAAUGUUCUGGGACAAGUUGUAAAUAUGAUACGAGAAGCAAUGAAUCAGAGACAACAGCCUAAUGUUACAACUAUUGGUACAACUCAUAUUCGUAUACCUGCAUCUUACCAAGCAGGCAUUACAUUAGUUAUGUGUGCUGAUUCUGCAGAUGCUACUGAACUGUUACAUGCUGAACAAUUACCAUUACUCUAGUCUUGUUGAUCAAAAUUAAUAAAACCAGGCUGCCCUCA
Messenger RNA from Polistes dominula (European paper wasp), 2868 nucleotides. RefSeq lists its product as uncharacterized. Lineage: Eukaryota; Metazoa; Arthropoda; Insecta; Hymenoptera; Vespidae. The record is from RefSeq and is a predicted model, not a curated record.